AUGUCACAAGCUUCCUUUACUGGCUUUAUUACUAUUCAAGACAUAAGAAAACCAAAAUAUGAUGUAAAUCGUUUGUUAGGUCCUAAUAAUGAUUAGUUUGUGAGAGAUAUAUUACCUAUUAAAAUUUAAAACUUUGAGAUUAAAAGACUUGAAUGGGAUGACUUUUCUGGUGAACCAAAAAAAGAAUCUUUUUGGAUUGCUCAUAGUUAUUGGAGUGUUAGUUAUAAAAUUUCUUCAUAAGAAACAAAUAGAACUUCUUCAAAUUAAAAAUAAUCACAAACAGUUACUAACCCAAAAAUUACAACUAAAAAUUUUAAAGAAUAAUCUUAACAAUUUGGCUUGUCACCAAAGUACUCAAAUUAAAAUAAUUCUCAAUCCUCAGAAAGAAUUAGUGUUAAAUAAUAAUCACCUUAAUUACCCCCUAAAAUACCUCCAUAACAAAUAAAUGCUCAAAAGAAAGUUAAUAGUAGAUUCACAAAUUAAAUACCUACACCAAAUCUUAGAAUAUCAAGUCUUUAAAGAGUAUAAAGAUAAUAAAAAUAGAAAAACCUAACUCCUGAAAAAUCAUAAUCAAGGAGUAAUUCUAAUAAUGUGUUAAAGAAAGAAUAAAUUUCAAAAUAAAAAUUCAAUAUUUAAGUAACUUGCAAACUUUUAGAAAAAUCAUGGACAAAAUCAAAUUAAUACGACGAUUUAUUAGAACAUGAAACUGGACAUUAUUUAAUUGGAUGCUUAUGUGCUCUAGAGUUUAAAAGAUAAGCAGAAUAGAUGGAUUUUAAUAAUAUUGAUGAUCAAAAUUAAGAGAUUAAAUCAUUAUUUAAUACCAAUUUUAAGGCGUUUCUAAAAAUAGAAAAAGAUUAUGAUGAAGAAACUAGUCAUUUUUGUAAUGAGACAAUGCAAAUGAAAUGGAAUAGAAAAAUUAAAGAAUAACUAUUGUUAUAUGAAAUGUAUUUUAAUAAUUGA
Molecule: messenger RNA, 960 nt
Organism: Paramecium sonneborni
Lineage: Eukaryota; Ciliophora; Oligohymenophorea; Peniculida; Parameciidae
Source: the annotation of a GenBank genome assembly